This is a messenger RNA of Paramecium sonneborni, 619 nucleotides long. The record is from the annotation of a GenBank genome assembly. NCBI's taxonomy places the organism in Eukaryota, Ciliophora, Oligohymenophorea, Peniculida, Parameciidae.
AUUUUAUUAAAUGAAUCCUAAAUAUACUUAUCACAAAAAGCAAGUUUCUAAUUCAGAGAAGUAAUAGAUCCUAAAAAUCUUAGGAAAUAAUCCUUCUGAUAAGCAUAUUGAAUUUAUUGCUCAUGAAAAUGAUAUCAAAACUAGAACUAUAAGGACAUGGUUAAAGAAUAAAUAGUAAUUUUGCACUGAAAAUAAACAAACAUCUGAUUCUGAGGAUAAUUUAUAUAAUCCAAAAAGAAAGACUAAAGAGGAUAAAGCACUAUUUGAUUACGAAAAGCAAUUCAAUCAAUAAUCUAACUAAUAUAAUUAUGAAAUUACCAAUUCAGAUUUACUUUUAAAAAAUAGUAAUCAUACUGAUUCAACUUAGUUAUAAGGAGUUCUUGCAAUACCAUAAGUUUAACUUCAAACUCUUAUGGAGAAAAAUCAGUAAAAAUAGGAUAAAUAUGCCUUAUAAAAUUUUGAAUCCUUAGCUUUACUUUUAGAUUAAAAUGAUGAAAUUUAUUAACUCGUUUCAUUAUUUUAAAAUCAAGAAAGAUAAAUAGAAAAUAUCAAAAAAGUUUAAUAAGAUAUAUUGGAAUACAUGUGCUCUCAUCUUACCAAAAAACCAAAGAGAAUAUGA